AUGCUGCAAUAUCUUCCGGUUAUCGCUGCGGCGAUCUUAACCGGAGUGGAAGCUCAAACUCAAUCAGUUUGGGGGCAAUGUGGUGGCCAAGGUUGGACUGGCGCGACGAUAUGUGCUGCCGGUGCUACGUGCAGUGCCAUUAACUCUUACUACGCACAAUGCACCCCUGCUGCCGCGGCUUCAACCACAUUAGUGACGAAAACGUCUUCCACAAGCGUCGGGACGACAUCACCAGCGACAACACCCACAACGAAGCCUUCUACUACUGCGGCUGCUUCUGGAAAUCCUUUCUCUGGUUAUCAGCUCUAUGCCAAUCCGUAUUACUCAUCAGAAGUACACACUCUUGCCCUGCCGUCUUUGACUGGCUCGCUUGCGGCUGCGGCGACGAAGGCCGCCGAGAUUCCCUCGUUUGUCUGGCUUGAUACUGCGGCUAAGGUGCCCACUAUGGGAACAUAUCUAGCCAACAUUCAGGCUGCAAACAAAGCUGGCGCUAGCCCUCCUAUUGCCGGCAUCUUCGUUGUCUAUGACCUGCCUGACCGUGACUGUGCAGCUGCUGCAAGUAACGGCGAAUACACGGUAGCAAACAACGGCGUCGCAAAUUACAAGGCUUAUAUCGACAGCAUCGUGAAACAACUGAAAGCGUAUCCUGAUGUGCACACAAUCCUUAUUAUUGAACCUGAUAGUCUGGCCAAUAUGGUCACCAACUUAUCUACAGCUAAAUGCUCCGAAGCUCAAGCUGCGUACUACGAGUGUGUCAACUACGCAUUAAUAAACCUCAACUUGGCGAAUGUGGCUAUGUACAUCGAUGCUGGUCACGCUGGUUGGCUUGGGUGGCCAGCCAAUCUUUCCCCAGCAGCUCAACUCUUUGCACAGGUUUAUAAGAAUGCAAGCUCUCCUGCAUCCUUGCGUGGUUUGGCCACCAAUGUCGCCAACUACAACGCUUGGUCGCUUAGCAGCGCGCCUUCGUACACUUCUGGCGAUUCCAACUAUGACGAGCAACUCUACAUUAAUGCUUUGUCCCCUCUUCUCACUCAGAAUGGUUGGCCUAAUGCUCAUUUCAUCAUGGAUACUUCCAGAAAUGGUGUUCAACCGACUAAGCAGCAGGCAUGGGGUGACUGGUGCAAUGUGAUCGGAACCGGGUUCGGUGUGCCCCCUACGACCAAUACCGGUGACCCACUGGAGGAUGCAUUUGUUUGGGUCAAGCCCGGUGGUGAAAGUGAUGGUACAUCGAAUAGUUCUGCUACUCGUUACGAUUACCACUGUGGUUAUAGUGAUGCACUUCAACCGGCUCCCGAGGCUGGAACUUGGUUCCAAGCGUACUUUGUCCAGCUUCUGACCAAUGCAAACCCAUCUUUGACCUAA
Molecule: messenger RNA, 1362 nt
Organism: Talaromyces stipitatus ATCC 10500
Lineage: Eukaryota; Fungi; Ascomycota; Eurotiomycetes; Eurotiales; Trichocomaceae
Product: cellobiohydrolase, putative
Exons: 6
Coding region: 1-1362 (453 amino acids)
Biological process (GO): cellulose catabolic process
Cellular component (GO): extracellular region
Molecular function (GO): hydrolase activity, hydrolyzing O-glycosyl compounds; cellulose binding
Source: RefSeq, a predicted model, not a curated record